Molecule: messenger RNA, 1279 nt
Organism: Caenorhabditis elegans
Lineage: Eukaryota; Metazoa; Nematoda; Chromadorea; Rhabditida; Rhabditidae
Gene: pph-4.2
Product: Serine/threonine-protein phosphatase 4 catalytic subunit 2
Exons: 4
Coding region: 1-966 (321 amino acids)
Molecular function (GO): hydrolase activity; protein serine/threonine phosphatase activity
Source: RefSeq, marked reviewed
AUGCUCGAGGAAGAUGCCGCAGGACCGGAUCAAUUAGGCCCGAACGAUCUUGAUCGCCAAAUCGAGAUUGCAAUGAGAUGCGAGCUGAUUUGCGAGACACAAGUAAAGUCGAUAUGCGCCAAAGUUCGAGAGAUUUUGAUCGAGGAGGCUAAUGUUCAAGUCAUCGAUACACCGGUCACAAUCUGUGGCGACAUCCAUGGGCAAUUCCACGAUUUAAUGGAACUUUUCCGAGUCGGUGGCUCUCCACCAAACACCAAUUACCUAUUCCUCGGAGAUUACGUGGAUCGAGGAUACAAUUCCGUCGAGACCUUCAUUCUUCUGAUGCUUCUCAAAUGUCGUUAUCCCGACCGAAUCACUCUUAUCCGCGGAAAUCAUGAAAGCCGGCAGAUCACCCAGGUCUACGGUUUCUACGAUGAGUGUGUGAGAAAAUAUGGAAGUGGUCAGGUCUGGAAGCACUGCACCGAGAUUUUCGACUACCUAUCGCUUGCGGCGGUUAUCGAUGGAAAGCUGUUCUGUGUGCACGGAGGAUUGUCACCUUCCAUCGCAACUCUCGACCAGAUCCGAGUUCUCGAUCGGAAGAUUGAGGUUCCACACGAGGGCCCGAUGUGUGAUCUGCUGUGGUCUGAUCCUGAAGAGGGGUGCUCCGGAUGGGGGAUAAGCCCACGUGGAGCCGGUUAUCUGUUCGGAGGAGAUGCUGCCGAGCUGUUCUGCGAGAAUAAUGAUUUCCUUCGAAUCUGUCGAGCUCAUCAGCUCGUUAUGGAAGGAUAUAAACUUCAUUUUCGCAAGCGGGUCGUCACAGUUUGGUCGGCGCCCAAUUACUGCUAUCGAUGCGGAAACGUGGCGGCAAUCAUGGAGGUCACCGAGGAAAAUAUCGACAGCGACCCCGUUUUUGAAGUUUUCGAAGCGGCAACAGUGGAGAAUCGAGGAGAGCCGAAAAAGCAACCGAUUGCUCAAUAUUUUCUAUGAUUUUUUUUUUGCGAAAAACCCACCCCCAAUUUUACCCUCAUUCUAGCACUUUUACUCGAAAAUCUUAUUUUUCAAUUUCUCAAAGAAAAAAAAUCUCAUUCAUUCUUGUGAAUAUUUCAAUUACUAUCCAUUUUAUCUAGGAAUUCAUAUUUAAUUAUUUGAUUAUUUUAUCAUCAUUUUUUGUAAAUUCUCACCUCCUCCGGGUUCAAAAUAUUUCGGUUAUUGUUUUCCCGCUCAAGUUCUCACCUCAAUUUCUGGUAUUUAUUAUAACACACGAGUGCUCUCCUUUCGAAGAAAAAAUUUCUAAUUUUAA